Messenger RNA from Penicillium odoratum, 1566 nucleotides. RefSeq names its product copper fist DNA-binding domain-containing protein. NCBI's taxonomy places the organism in Eukaryota, Fungi, Ascomycota, Eurotiomycetes, Eurotiales, Aspergillaceae. Gene Ontology annotation, biological process: positive regulation of transcription by RNA polymerase II; intracellular iron ion homeostasis; intracellular copper ion homeostasis. Gene Ontology annotation, molecular function: DNA-binding transcription factor activity, RNA polymerase II-specific; copper ion binding; RNA polymerase II cis-regulatory region sequence-specific DNA binding. Gene Ontology annotation, cellular component: nucleus. The transcript has 3 exons. The record is from RefSeq and is a predicted model, not a curated record. The coding region runs from base 40 to 1566 and encodes 508 amino acids.
CGCGAUUAUCGCAUGUGUGCCUCGCAGUAACCCGCCACCAUGAUCAUUGAAGGUGAGAAGUGGGCGUGUGAAGCUUGCGUCCGAGGUCACCGGGUUAGCAGCUGUCACCACAGUGACCGCCCUUUGACCCAUAUCAACAAAAAAGGCCGCCCAGUCUCUCAAUGUACCCACUGUCGCGGCCUACGCAAGUCUCGAACAACGCACGUCAGGUGCGAGUGUGGCGACAAGAAAAAGAAAUCCGAUUCGGACUGCCAUGGUGAUAAGCGAGAUCUGAAGGACUCCCAUCGCUGUGGCUGCUGCCAUGGCCAGCGCUGUACUUGCGCGCUGAAAAAGGAAUCUCAUCUUGACCCCGUGCCAGAGGCAGGCUUACCUGUGUCUCUGCCGUCCAUCCCGGCUGAACAUCCACGGAAGCCCCUGCUCACGUCAACCAAAUCCGAGUCAACCUUGACUGGAAUGACGAUCUUCCGGGAUGGUCACCACAAGCCCGCCCAUAAGCACAAUGACAUGGCCCACAAGUGUGGAUUGCCGUACACAAUCCCACGAUCACAUACCAUUCACCAUCCGUCCGACAUGCCUCGUAGGUCGGUGGACCACCUGCCGUUGACCCAAUCCGCUUUUAUUCAGGAGCCGCUCUCGCUGUCGAUGGAACCUAUGUCUCUUUCUCAGCACACAUCGCACGAGGGAUCACCUCACAGUGCCCCUGCAGCUAGCUCAGAAGAUAUUCCACCAAUGGGCCCUCUCGAUGAAUCAUUCCUCGACAAGUUUCCGACUGCAACAAUGGAGAAGCCGACGGACGGUACCACCAAUCCCGCGUCUGCUCCGGCCAGCAUGGACAAAUUUCCUCUGGAGCAAAUUAUCACCAGUGUACCCCCUCUCGAUGUCUCGUCUUUCGCCUCCUUUCCGAAUACAUCAUCUAAUUCCCCGAUUACGUGCAUGGCCUUCCAAGAUCACUACCAAGAUCACUACCAAGACCAGUACUUUACGUCCCCAGAUUCAGAAUUUCCGCUGGGAUCUGCCGGUACAGGUGCACCAUCGGUCGACUGGUCAAGUUUCCCGCUGUACUCCGACGCCCCUGCUACCACCAGCACCCAGGCUCCGUCAUACGCCAGUUUCGAUUACAACUCAUAUCCCUCGGGCCUUCCGCCGCCAUCGUCCUCCGGCGAUAUCUCCGAAGUCGACGAGUUUGGGCCACUUCCCGGUCUGGGGCAUACUGGUAAUGACAUGCACGAUCUCCACAGCGUGAGCGAAGCGUCAGAAAUGGACCAUCUUCGGAUUAGCUCUGCGUCGUCAUUGGUUGGACUACCCCAGGCGCGACUCUUGUCAUCCAAUGACCUUGCAUCGAUCAACAUUGAUGAUUUCCUCAAGUCCGCCAAUGAAUCCACCGCUGCGCUCGAGCACCAGCUUCAAGCAAGCAUGGGAUUCGAGGCCAAGGCAAUCCCGGCGCAGGACAUGUACUCCAUGGCUCCCUCGCAGGAUGUGGUGCCCACUUGGCCGGCCAAUCUCUUCAACGAUGACUCGACUCCACCCAUGGACGAUGACUACUUCCGUCAUUCCUGGGCUCAAUAA